Molecule: messenger RNA, 1670 nt
Organism: Brassica napus (rape)
Lineage: Eukaryota; Viridiplantae; Streptophyta; Magnoliopsida; Brassicales; Brassicaceae
Product: transcription factor MYB63
Source: RefSeq, a predicted model, not a curated record
GAGAGAGAGAGGGAAUGGGGAAGGGAAGAGCACCUUGUUGUGACAAGAUCAAAGUGAAGAGAGGUCCAUGGAGCCCUGAAGAAGACUUGAAACUCAUCUCUUUUAUUCAAAAGUUUGGUCAUGAGAACUGGAGAUCUCUUCCCAAUCAAUCUGGUAUGUUGUUGCUUUCUGAUCAUGAUAAAGCAAAGCCUAUUGAAUGGCUUUUCUUAAUAUGCUUCUGAAUAAAUAUGCAAAAUAACGAAGGUCUACUAAGAUGUGGAAAGAGUUGUCGUCUAAGGUGGAUCAACUACCUUCGACCAGAUGUGAAGCGAGGUAACUUCACUGCAGAGGAGGAAGAAACAAUCAUAAAGCUUCACCAGAACUAUGGAAACAAGUGGUCAAGAAUCGCUUCUCAACUUCCAGGAAGAACAGAUAAUGAGAUCAAGAAUGUGUGGCAUACUCGUCUAAAGAAAAGACUUGUUCAGAGCUCAGCAACCUCGCCUUGUUCAAGUAAUUCUGUUUCUUGUGGGAAAGAAGAUAAGUCUCAAGCAGAAGGUUGUUUGAACACAAAGACCUCUCAAGACUUUACUACUUCAGUGUCUUCUGGUGGUUCCUACAACUCAAACCAGGAAGAUGAUCCAAAGAUAGGCCUCUUGUUUAAGUGUAGCGCGUUUAAUGAAAUUAUUCAAGAGGUAGACAAACCAGAUCUAGAGAUUCCUUUUGACUCAGAUCCUGACAUAUGGAGUUUCUUAGAUAGUUCAAACUCACUUCAACAAUCUGGUGCAAAUGAGUUCAGAGCAGAAGAAGAGUCUGAUGAAGAUGAAGUCAAGAAAUGGUUCAAGCACAUGGAAAGCGAACUAGAGUUAGAAGAAGCUGAUAAUGAACACCAUAAACCUGGAACACAAGAAUCAUCAUCAUCAUGCUCAUGAUACAUUAACAAAUCUAAAUUAUGAAUUUACUAUAUGGUUUAAGGCGUAUUCUUAAAUUAUUAUUCUGGAUAUCAAUACUUGAAGGAAAGUUCAGGUAAUAUAGAAUAUAAUAUCCCAUAGUUGACUUCUUGGCAUUUUCAAGUAAGUAGAUGAUACCUAGCUGGUCAAACAAUAUACUAUACUGAAAGCUCUGAGACUAAACCAUCUUCAAGAUGAUGCUUAAUAUGGAAACUUUUGGUAUUCAAAGUUAUUAGUAGAAGAGUAUUUGGUGAGCUUGAUAAUCAUUCUCCAUAAUCUAACAACAAUCCACCAGCUAGCUUUGUUGAAUAACAAGUAAACGCAUAUGCAUUUUUCAACUACUCAAGCAACGUCCCUGUCCCCAUGCCAUCACUUCUAUCAACUUUGUACCAAAUCAUUAUUGAAUAAAGAAGCUAAUCUCUAUAAUGAUUCAUCCUCCGGAAUGUUUCUUGAAAAUUCAAUGGAGAUGGACAAAAACUUCAUGUUUUGGCUCAAGUAAUUUGUGUGCAUGACAUUUUGAACAUAAAUAAAUGAAAAGAAAACAGAUUCUAAAAUUGGGUCUCGAGUCUGAACAAGUUCCAAAAGUUUUACAGAAGCAAUAACCACCAAGUUUGUGCAACCAGUCAGAGAAAAGAAAAAGAUAGCAUUAGGAUUCAAAGCGCGCUAAGCUGCACGGACGGGCAAGUGAAAGUUUACUCUACUUCAGCCAAGUAAUCGUCGAUCUCUGCAGGUGUUAGUACCCUG